AGAAGAUGAAAAAAGAUAAUGACGAUGUAAAAACCACCAUGCCAAAGAUGUGAAGGAAAAGCUGUCAACCCAAAGGCUAGUAGUGGCGCUGUUUCCGUACGAAACUAACCUGUGUGAACACCAACACUCAAGAAAUUGAGUUUUCACGUGAUUUUCACCUGGUUCAGCUCAUCUUCACCGUUCACCCCAAAUUCAUCAUUCAAUUCACGAAAGUUCUGGACAAUUCCAGAUAACCAGAACAUGUCUUAUUUUAUCUCCGCUGAAGAUAAACCAUCAGAACAAGACCACCAUGAUGAACAUUCCUUUGUUUCCCUCAGUGACAGUGAUGUGUCUGAUAUACCCUCUUCCAAAUCAUCAAGACCCCUCUCAUUAGUUAACCCUACCAGCAUCCAGCAUCUUCUAUCAGACUACCAAAAAUUAGCAAAUUCACUGACAAUGUCAUCGUCGGGUUCAAGCAACUUUGAGAUAAGUGACUAUGAGGGAGGUUGCUCUUCAGAUUCUGAAGCAAGGACACCUUCACCUGAUCGUAAUGAUGACGUCACCGAUCAUGACGUCACUGAUCACGUCACUUCACGUAAACGUCGUUGUUCUCACUUACAAACAUUAGGUGAGAGAAGUGGCGAGGAGACUGAUGAUGAUGAUAGGUCAACUACAUCAUCUUGUGGCGAAGAGAGACACGAGAUCGCUUUAAACCCUCUCAACGGGUCACGCUCAUCAACCUACUUAGGUCGCCAGUUUUAUCAUCCUGAUCCUUCCUGUUUUACAUAUAAUCAGGGGAACAGAGGUCAGAUAUGCCACUAUGCACCAGUUGCGUCCAGAAAUUCACAAGAUUUAGAAGAGCCCCUUGCUCCACUGUCACCGAGUGAAAGAGUCCCACACCACUCGGCGCCUUGUCGUGAAUCAGUCGAGACACUGAUUCCUUCCAGCUCGUCAACAAACUCAGUAUACAGAAGCACAGCUCAACUAGAAAGGACAUCCCGAAUGAGCUAUGUAUCACGUGCUCUGGCUCUUGCUCGACCGACCUCUCCUCCCCCUGCUUACAGAUCUGAUAGCCAGCCUACCGUUCUUACUCUUCGCUCUUACUUCAACUUCGCUCAGGUUAACUCAAGACCUCGCUCAGCGCCUCACUCAAGAUACAGACAGAACUAUGAACCCGGGGGUAUGGUCAACGAGCCAUACACUUUACAACCCACUCAUAUCAUCGGUCAUAGAUCGGAACCACAACAUCUUGGACCAUCCACAUCAAACCUAGUAAUGACACAGCCUCUACGCUUCUCGAACACGACCAUCUUGUCUGAACCAGCUCCAGCUCCUCUUCACCACAAUUACACUGGCAGUCAGAACAACAGUCAGAAUAACAGUCACAAUGGUAGUCACAGUGGGGUGUUGCUUGGUAACAAUAGCAGUUCCGCUGAGGCAUUUUCUCCGUUCACCCGCCGUCGAAAUGAAGACCCAUACUUUGGAUUACACUUGCUUGAAAAUAACCCUGAGAGUUUCUGCUAUCGCAGCAACCCAGAGGGUCUAAGUCACCGGAGUAACACCGGUCUGGGUGACCCUCAUCACCUUAGCAACCCUGGUUUGGGUGACCCUCAUCACCUUAGUAACCCUGGUAGUUUACCCACACACAGCACAACACCUCCGUGUAGCUAUCAUAACAGGAGGGGACCUCCAUCACUGUGGAGUCACGGUUAUAUCUGUCAUGGUUUUGGGGAUAGUUUACAUUCUACCCCUCUUCCUCGACUUGUUGUAGAUACGCAAGUAGUAAACCCUGAGGACGCGUUACCACCCCCCUACACCGAGGGAGACUUCACUUCUCUGAUCCAGGCACCGCGUUACAGCGAGGUUGUUAACACUCGUUAUCUGACAAGAGACAGCUUCUUUCACAGAAACAACGCCUUUGCUUGCAUGGGCAGCGUCAGAACACUCGCCAUAGGGAUCACACUGUGCUGCUGUGGAGUAGUGUUCCUGAUGGUAACAUACGUAUUUGGAGCUGUAUCAAAUCCUUAUCUUGGGUAUCUUGGUGUCCUUCAGGUGAUAGUGGGUUUAACGAUGAUACUGCUGGUAGCGAUCUACAAUUCCGGGAGGUUUGACUUCAUGACCCUGAUCAAGACUCACAGGUUCUGUCCAUGCUCGUGGAGGAGAGAUGAAAGAGAAAGUGAAAGUGAAAGAGAAAGAGUCAGUAUGAGACAGUGUCAGUCAAGUACUGAACAGUGGGACCAGGGUACUGAUAAUAGUCAGUCUCAGAAUCAGAGUUAGCAGAUAUAUAACAAUUAUAUAUUUCACAGUGAGCAGCUGCAGAGACUGAAAUAUAGACUUCUUCCUACCUGAUUCGGCUAAUUCUGUCUACCUGAAGUUUGUGAAGACAUCUUUUUCCCAUGAUCGUAUCUGCAAAUUCAUUCAAAUAUUUAGUGCUCACUGAAAAUCACUAGCCAGUCAGCAGAAAGCCAGUCGAAAGCCAACUAAAAGCCAGCCAGAACCUCCACUUAACAAGACAUCUGUAUUUCUGUAGAACCCUUAAUUUGAAACUAGACGAAAGCUCAGUCCUUCCCAGCAUUGUCCAGUGUAACUCAAGGAAUCUGCUACGUUACAACUUCUACCAAUGACAAAUGAAAUGAGGAAGGAAUUUGUUACUGUACGACUUCUGUUCACGCCAAAUGAAAUGUUACCCCCUCUGUCUAUAACGUUGACUUAUGUUUUAACCUUUGGCUGGAACUCUAAUACGCUCAAUUAACUUACAUUUCCUUCGUCUGUGUGUAUGACGUGGAUCUGGAUAAAAACUGUAACUGAACGUUAUCAUUCCUCUCAUAGUUUUAUGUAUAUUUGUCUUUUAAAUUUGUGCUCUAAUUUUUGAUCUUCGUCAUGAGUCUAAAUAUUUUCGAGUGUUUCGAGAGUCGUAUAUUGUACAUCAGAUUGUUAUAUCUGAUGAGUUGAGUUUUUGUUUUGUUGCGUUCAUUUUUUCGAUUUUUAAGAUGUUUCUAUUGUGUUUAAUAUUUGAAUUUUAUUUUUAAAUAAUUAUCGAUUAUUGCAACAUUAUACGGAUGAUUUGUUUGAAUUUAGAAAUUAAUUUACUUG
Bolinopsis microptera is the source of this 3072-nucleotide messenger RNA. RefSeq lists its product as uncharacterized. The record is from RefSeq and is a predicted model, not a curated record. NCBI's taxonomy places the organism in Eukaryota, Metazoa, Ctenophora, Tentaculata, Lobata, Bolinopsidae. The transcript is spliced from 8 exons. The coding region runs from base 241 to 2256 and encodes 671 amino acids.